Molecule: messenger RNA, 726 nt
Organism: Trypanosoma grayi
Lineage: Eukaryota; Euglenozoa; Kinetoplastea; Trypanosomatida; Trypanosomatidae
Exons: 1
Coding region: 1-726 (241 amino acids)
Source: RefSeq, a predicted model, not a curated record
AUGCAGGGGGUGGUGUACUAUGGCGAGCGCUUCGUCGAGGUUCCGGACGCGUCCGUCACGCUCAAAGACAUCUGCGCGUCGUUCGGCCUCUCCGGUGAUCUCUCGGGUGUAUGCAUUAAAAACCGCGUCACCGGGCGUGUGGUGGCAACACUGCCGUUCGAGAGCCUCCCCGCCACUGCCAGCCUGUGCGGUGAAGAAGACAACACAUACGACCUCUGUGAUCCCGCACAUCACGCCGACGGCAACGGCGACGAUGAAACAGAGCGUGCCCCCACGACAGAUGACAUGACGGAUAUCUUGAAGCAGCUCGUGCAGUUGGGUGCCACGUCGCUACUCACAAUGCAGAUGGACUCGCAGGCGUCACUCGACUCGUACGACCCGCGCACCUCACCGGGCUUCUUGAUGCGGACAAUCUACCCGCCCUCUAUUUACUCGCCGUAUAGGUACUGCGGUGACCCACUGCGAACAUCGUCUGCUACACACAACGUUGGUGCUCCUUAUGUCAGUGCGGUGGAGCCAUACAACGUUGAGGAGGCAACAGAAACGGCGUUGAGGCAGCGGCCAGACCUCAUCCGUCAGAGCGAAGAGGAGGCGCAGGACAUUCUGCAUGGCCUUGUGGUGGCCGCCACUCAGGCAAAGACGAUGAGAGCCAUGGCCGAUGUGGAGGAAGAGCGGCGAGCACCAUUGGAUGUGAAACCUAACCUUCAGUCCAUACAGUUGAACUGA